UAGAUAUUCAUUUUUGCACGUGCCUCGCUUGGCAUCCCCCUUGCGGAAGUGAGACAUUUACAAUCGCCGAUGCAAGGCAAAACACAUUUGGGUUGUUUUCUGAUCCUGGCGACUGUGCUUCCACUGGCUUGAUCAGAGAUUCCUCAUCCACAUUUCGAAGACGAGGAAUAUGAAACGACUAGAGAAAUUCCAACUUGAACUCGUCAUUUUCCUUGCGAUAUAUAUCGGCACAUCACAUGCCGAAAACCACGGUUUUUGCCCAAGUGGCUUCGAAAGAUACACGCACCAAGAUGACGUGACUUGUACAUACGCUUGCAAUGCGGACCAAGACUGCAGCGACGGAGAAAUUUGCUGUGUCUUGGAGUCAACGUCCGAGUCGCAAGGGUCCAGAUGUACUGAGUGCAAGCAAGCUGUAUAUGUUGGAGGGUGUUACUUUGGAGCAGUUUAUGAGAGUGAUUACUAUCAAAACAACCAGAUUUUCACCCCUUGGUACGAUGGAUGUACGAUUUGUCAGUGUCUCAAUGGAGAUAUAGAGUGCUAUAAUACCUGUGACAAACCAUUGGCUGCGAGGGAAUGGAUAGUGCCAAGCAUCACUGCCGCAGUUGCCCUGUUAAUCAGUCUGGUCGUCUCCUUGUGCGUGUGCUGCUGCGUGAAGAGCAAUGGCAGGAACAGACCUGCGUACUACGGGCCAGGACCGGCUCAACGGCCCGGUAAUUAUGCAACAUGCAGACCUCGUUCCGAGGAAACAGCACCACUUACCAACUACCAAGUAGCUUAGACGAGAAGGAUUCCGUGUAUUUUCCAUUUUCUAAGAUUUGUCGCAGAGGUCUGAUUUUUAAACAAAUGUGUAGAAAUGUUUUCCCGGCAGCGAAGAGCAUUUGAGUUUGACCAAGCUCCACUGACAACGAUAUGGUCAACUGCAUUGUUUAAUGGACAAGUAUUCUUGUAAUUUUUGGAACUGAAUUUUUUCAAGAAGAACUGUAUACAUUAAUGUAGGGUUGAAGGAAUGAUGUUAAGAAUAAAACAACAGAUGGCGAUGACAAGGGCGCCAUAAAAAUUAAAAAACAGAAGAGAAAUGAUGGUGAUGAAUAUUGCAGAUAUCCAAGUUUAAGCACUUGUUUUUAAACUGACGUGCAUGUGAUAAACUUACUUGUUUUCAACUAGAGGGCUCUUGCUAGCUACACUAGAGUACAUUUACAUUGCCGCAAAAAAAUUAACAAAAUUAAAUGCAUGCUGCAAAUUCGAAAUUGAAUUCUAUACAGUUGCAGGCCUUUUAAAUAUGGAACAAUAAUCAUAUUUAUGCAUGUCCGUCAGAACCAUGUAUAUAUACUGCACAACGCUAGUUUGAUCUUAAGGGUUGUGAAGUAACGGAAAGUCCCCUAAUUAUGCUAAUACUGGUAUACCCUUUUAAAAAUCCGUCUACCUUCUGUCACAAACGAUCGUGAUGAUUUGCUGAAACACAGAAUUUAUCUUGUAGCUCCAGUGCAUUUGUUUGACAAAGAUUGCUUCUGAAAAUUUAUUGUGCCUUUAAAUCCCUAAUAGAAUUUGGGUGGAUAACUGCAGGCGAUGGGUUGUAAGAAGGAUAUCGCUGUACACGUGCGAUGCGUCAUAAGAACAUUUAUAGCAUAAUGCGACGACUGUUUCAUACAAUUUAGUUCUUGAACAAUACGGAUUUUUUAAAGAUAUUCGGAAUCACAAAACAAAUUGUGAUGUGUGUCAUGACGGCUUGAAAAUAAGCAUCUUAUAGUUUGUUCUUGCAAUCAUUAUGUUUCAAACACUUUUCCCUUAUCUCAUUGUAAUUUUGUAUGAAAUUCGAAACCUUACAAUGGUUACAUUAAAAACAAUUUAACCGUCAAAGUUUAAGACUUUUGACGGGAAUUGUUCUUAGUUUUGUCUUAAAUGGCUGUCCUCGUGGUAGGAUGACACCAUUCAAGGUGAUUUACGAUGUCUUAACCUGUACUUUUGAGACAUUCAGACCGUCGUAAAUUUCUUGAAAAUCCUGUGGUAUUAUAACCACGAUGCGUUGUCUGUCGUCCAAACUGAACAGCGAGUUGUAAAAUCGACCCCAGUACAGUUCAUCAGUCAGGAGAUAACUACAUGAAGAUGUGUGAUUUAUUGAAACACUGGUUGGAUUAAAAAGGCUAACAAAACGCCCAAUAUGUCAGCUUAUAUAUGCGACAUGUUGUACUUUUCAAACAUAUUUAAGCAACGAAUUUAAGAAAACAUAGAACUUAAGAAAAAACUCUUUUACUUUGUAGCAAUUUAUAAAACAAGUGUUGGUAGUCUCAGAUUUAUUCUAACAAUAUCAGUAAGUACGAAAUGAAUUGCGUUCAUACUGCGUAUUGCAAU
This is a messenger RNA of Acanthaster planci (crown-of-thorns starfish), 2349 nucleotides long. RefSeq lists its product as uncharacterized. The record is from RefSeq and is a predicted model, not a curated record. Lineage: Eukaryota; Metazoa; Echinodermata; Asteroidea; Valvatida; Acanthasteridae.